Molecule: messenger RNA, 1839 nt
Organism: Trifolium pratense (red clover)
Lineage: Eukaryota; Viridiplantae; Streptophyta; Magnoliopsida; Fabales; Fabaceae
Product: leucine-rich repeat extensin-like protein 6
Exons: 1
Coding region: 102-1394 (430 amino acids)
Molecular function (GO): protein binding
Source: RefSeq, a predicted model, not a curated record
AUACACACACCCUUAUAUAAAUCCACAUCCACAUUCUCAUAACACAAAAUCAGUAAACAACCAAAAAUUAAAACCAAUUCAUUAGUGAUAAUUUAUCACUAAUGGAAUCCUCUUAUAGUUAUGGCCUUGCCAUAAAAUUCUUAAUUUUCCUCCUUACCAUUCUCAACUCCAUCAAUCCCUCAUACCAAUCACUACCACAACUAAAUCCAAGACUCAUCAAAGCCUACACAGCACUCCAAGCAUGGAAACAAACAUUCACCUCUGACCCAAAAAACUUCACCUCAAAUUGGUAUGGCCCAAAUGUAUGCAACUACACAGGUAUCUACUGUGCACCAUCACCAGAUGAUCCCUACAUCUACACAGUUGCUGGUAUAGACAUAAACCAUGCAAAAAUAUCAGGUUCAUUACCAGAAGAACUUGGUCUUUUAACAGACUUAGCUCUUUUCCAUAUAAACUCAAACAGUUUCUAUGGUUCCAUCCCAAAUAGUUUCAGUUAUCUUCACCGUCUCCACGAACUCGAUAUCAGUAACAAUAAAUUCUCAGGAUCAUUUCCGGAACCGGUUCUCUGCAUUCCUUCGUUAAAAUUCUUAGACAUAAGAUUCAACAAUUUUCAAGGAAAUGUUCCUGAAAAGCUUUUUGACCUUAAACUUGAUGCUCUUUUUAUUAACAAUAAUAAAUUCCAAUUUUCUUUGCCCGAAAAUUUUGGAAACAUGCCGGCUUCUGUCAUUGUCUUCGCGAACAAUGAUAUGAAAGGUUGUAUUCCAUCGAGCGUAGUAAAUAUGAAGGAUACGAUUAACGAGAUUAUAAUGACGAAUAGUGGAAUGAAAGGCUGUUUACCCGACGAAAUCGGGAAGUUGGAUAAGGUGACAGUGUUUGAUGUUAGUUUUAAUGAGUUUGUUGGUGAAUUGCCUGACUCUAUUGGUAAAAUGAAGAGUUUGGAAGAGUUGAAUGUGGCGCAUAAUCGAUUUUCGGGUGUGGUUCCGGAGAGUAUAUGUAGGUUGCCAAGGUUGGAGAAUUUUACUUAUUCUUAUAAUUUCUUUAGUGGUGAAUCUGAAAGUUGUGUUAAGUUGGGUAAUCAUAAGGAUGAUAAGAAGAAUUGUAUUCCUUAUAGGCCUUUGCAAAGGUCUAGUUAUGAAUGUCAAGUUUUUUAUGAACAUCCUGUUCAUUGUACUGGUGUUGGUUGUUCAUUUACAACUCUGUCACCUCCUCCGCCUCCACCACCGCCGCCUCCACCACCGCCACCUCCUCCCCCACCUCCUCCACCACCUCCACCGCCACCACCUCCCCCUCCUCCUCCACCUCCACCACCUCCUCCCCCACCUCCACCACCACCACCACCUCCCCCACCGCCACCACCAUCACCUCCUCCGGUAGCUUACUACCACUAUCUUUGAUGAGACAAGACAUUGCAAUAUUAUUCUUUUCUCUUUCAAAGUCGUGUGCUAUUUUGUUAGAAAUCGAGUAUAUCAAAGUGUUAAAUGUAGUAAUUAAACAAUGAGGCUCACCUAUCUAUUGAAUUAGUCUUUUAGAUUAAACCCUUCUCAUGUACUUAAAUCCUAUCAAUUGACGUCUUCUUUGAAAACUGAGUAACAGAAAGAGUUGCCUAUAAGCAAAAUUAAAGCUCUCAUCAUGUGCUCAACUCUUAACAUAUUUGUUGGAGAUACACAUAGUGUUUGUUUACUUGGUCACAUAAGUUUUUUUCAUGUACAAAAAAAUUAUAAAAACAUAGUAGCUAGGAAUUUAGCUAUUUAUAUUUGAAUUCAACCGUUUGAGUUGAAGGUUGGUGAGGGAGCUUUGUUUUGAUUUUGAAAACAUGUUAUAUAUGAAUGUCAUUGCACA